AUGCUCCCACUGCUGCACCCCGCCCUGCUGCUGCUCCUGGGCGCCACGCUGACCUUCCGGGCGCUCCGGCGCGCGCUCUGCCGCCUGCCCCUGCCCGCGCACGUGCGCGCCGACCCCCUGCGCACUUGGCGCUGGCACAACCUGCUGGUCUCCUUCGCCCACUCCAUCGUGUCGGGGAUCUGGGCUCUGCUGUGUGUAUGGCAAACCCCCGAGAUGCUGGUAGAGAUCGAGAUGGCUUGGUCGCUAUCUGGCUAUCUGCUCGUUUGCUUCUCCGCAGGUUAUUUCAUUCAUGACACGGUGGACAUCGUGGUCAGUGGCCAGGCUCGAGCUUCUUGGGAAUACCUGGUCCAUCAUGUCAUGGCCAUGGGUGCCUUCAUAUCUGGCAUCUUUCUGGGCCGCUUUGUAGGUGGGGGUGUCCUGACACUGCUGGUAGAAGUCAGCAAUAUCUUCCUCACCAUUCGCAUGAUGAUGAAGAUCAACAAUGCCCAGCAUCUCCUCUUCUACAAGAUCAAUAAGUAUGUCAACUUGGUCAUGUACUUCCUCUUCCGCCUGGCCCCUCAGGCCUACCUCACCUACUUCUUCCUGCAAUAUGUGGGUCAGAGGAGCCUGGGCACCUUCCUGCUGGGUAUCCUGAUCAUGCUGGACAUCAUGAUCCUCAUCUACUUUUCCCGCCUCCUCCGCUCGGACUUCUGCCCUGAACGUCUGCCCAGCCCACAACACAAAGACAAGUUCUUGACAGAGUGA
This is a messenger RNA of Pipistrellus nathusii (Nathusius's pipistrelle), 744 nucleotides long. The record is from the annotation of a GenBank genome assembly. Lineage: Eukaryota; Metazoa; Chordata; Mammalia; Chiroptera; Vespertilionidae.